Beauveria bassiana ARSEF 2860 is the source of this 3387-nucleotide messenger RNA. RefSeq names its product sphingosine-1-phosphate lyase. Gene Ontology annotation, biological process: endoplasmic reticulum to Golgi vesicle-mediated transport; GPI anchor metabolic process. Gene Ontology annotation, cellular component: endoplasmic reticulum. The record is from RefSeq and is a predicted model, not a curated record. The transcript has 2 exons. Gene Ontology annotation, molecular function: phosphatidylinositol deacylase activity. Bases 1 to 3387 code for a protein of 1128 amino acids. NCBI's taxonomy places the organism in Eukaryota, Fungi, Ascomycota, Sordariomycetes, Hypocreales, Cordycipitaceae.
AUGACGAGACACUCGUCUGGAUCGACCGACGACGGUGACGAAUCGCCUUCCCUUGAUCCCGAUGCUCCCGCCGCCGAGGUCGACAGCCGGCCCUCCGGGCUCAAGUCUCGUCCUCUCUCGACAAGGAUAGACCGUCGGCCCAGCAAUCUCGAUUGGAGCCAUUCUGUCUCCGUCAAUGGCAAUGGCCCUGCUUCCGCAAAGCCCGUGGCACCCUCUCCCCCUCUCUCACAGUCGCCAACUUUGCCCGCGACGUCAUCGGGAAUGAGCCAUCCUAAACAAAGUCCGCCUGCUCGCAACCGAAGCCGUGGCCCUCACUUUGGCACUUGGUCAAUAUCCUUCUUCGCCCUUGCUACCGCCGCGCUUGGUCUGCUUCUCCUUGGUGGCAUUGUUCACUCCUUGGUCUCGCGGCAGCAAGACGCAAAGGGCUGCCGCAUGUCAUACAUGCGCCCAUCAUAUACCCACUUCCGUGAAUUCGACACCGAGCACACCCGUUUUGCGACUAAAUACUCUCUUCAUCUCUAUCGAGAGCAGGGGCUCGAUGACGAAGUCAAGCUACGCGGAGUUCCGGUUCUCUUUAUACCUGGCAACGCUGGCAGCUACAAGCAAGUCCGUCCGAUUGCAGCCGAGGCAGCCAGUUAUUUCUAUGAACGUCUUCAGCACGACGGAAGCUCGCUUAACUCUGGCGUCCGCAAUCUCGACUUUUUCACUGUCGAUUUCAACGAAGACAUUACCGCCUUCCACGGCCAGACGUUGCUGGACCAAGCCGAAUAUCUCAACGAAGCUAUCCGGUACAUUCUCUCAUUAUAUUCGGACCCCAACAAGGUUUUCCGCGACUCCGACUUGCCUGAUCCUACAUCCGUCAUCAUAAUUGGUCAUUCAAUGGGCGGUGUCGUUGCUCGCAGCAUGCUUGUGCAGCCAAACUACCAGGCCAACUCGAUCAACACCAUCAUUACAAUGUCUGCGCCACAUGCCCGUCCGCCAGUCACUUUCGAUGGCCAAAUUAUUCAAAUCUACAAUGAGAUAAACGAGUAUUGGAGGAGAGCCUACACCCAGAAGUGGGCGAGCAGCAACCCUCUUUGGCAUGUCACGUUGAUUUCGAUUGCCGGCGGCAGUCUUGAUACUGUUGUCCCUUCCGAUUACGCUGAUAUUGACUCCCUCGUGCCAGAGACUCAUGGCUUCACUGUCUACACUACGGGUGUGCCAACAGUAUGGACGAGUGCUGACCAUCAAGCUAUCAUGUGGUGCGAUCAAUUCCGCAGAGUCGUCAGCCAGGCUCUGUUUGAGGUUGUUGAUGUCCACCGGGCUAGUCAGACCAAGCCUAGAGCUGAGAGAAUGACUACCUUCAGGAAACGAUUUUUGACCGGAUUAGAGCCCAACGCGCAAAAGACUAUCAACCAGGGCCAAGCCACUACCUUGCUCGUGAUCGACGAGAGUACCCAGGAUCUUGUGGCAGUAGGCCAGCGUCUAGUUCUCAGGCAACUUGGCAACUCUUCGAGCCCUCAAGUACACUUGUUGCCCAUCCCACCACCAACCGACUCCGCCAGCAAACGAUUCUCAGUGCUCUCCAACAGCCCACUCAGCGAUGUUGGGGAAUCUGGUCCGCUCGAGGUGCUAUUUUGUAACGUACUAACUUCACCUGCUGCCAGUGUUGCUUUCAUCGCGACAAUGGACUUUUCUCAAAACAGCAAAGUGAGCAUGAAACUCGCCUGCAAGAACGCAGCUGGUGAUGUGGCUGUUCUACCAGCUUCAACCAAGCACACCGUCAACCCAUUUUACCGCGACGGCGAACCUGAACUAGUUCCUUUCUCUCACUUGAGGUACAACUCUGAACAUCUUUCAGACUAUCAUUUCGUCGCCAUCAUUGAUAAGGCAGAAUCGCCAAUUGACAAUUUCGUUGUUGCCGAGUUUAGUGACGUGCUGGAUUUCGAACAAGAGCAUAACAUUGUCCUUGGCAAAUUGCUCACCCUUGGUUUGUCAUUCACCCUACCACCAACGCGGUCAACCGUUGUGGAAGCCAAGAUUCCCGCCAUUGAGUCUAGUCUUUUGGCCUAUCAACUCCGACUGGACUCGGAACCCUGUGCUCAGGAUGGUGCUCUUUUUGCGCCAAUGCUGCGCCAAUCUCUGCAAAGUCCACACGAAUCGCGUUACUUUGUGAAUGUAUCGCAAAUCGGCAUCAGUCUGCAUGGCGCAGCACCAUACAUGCCACCGACUAUGGCUCAUAAAGCAAACAAGGGUGUCGUCUUGGAAUUCUUCUCAGAUCCGACAUGCAAGGCUCCAAUCAAAGUCACCAUUACUUUUGAUAUAUUGGGCAGCUUGGGCAAACUGUACAUGCGCUACCGGACAGUUUUUGCGGCAUUUCCGCUUCUUAUCGUUACCUUGGUUCUUCGGAAGCAGUUUCGCGUCUAUGACGAGACUGGCGUUUUUAUUUCCUUCUCGGAGAGUCUUGACCUUUCGCUCCGCCAAUCAAUCCCGCUAUUACUUCUCUCACUGACACUCCUGGCAACAUCCAUUGGCGUAGCGCCGCAGGUCGAUACCAGCAGACGCGGCUGCCCCUUGGCUGACACAGUAUCGGCUAUCGAUUUUCAUCGCAAUGAUCUUUUGAUCGGUACCGACGAUCCAUUCUUCACUUUUAUGGUCCCCUUGAUUGGCGUUGUCUGUAUAGGAGUCUGCACAGCCCUGCACUACGUCAUUCUGCUUCUCACGCAGCUUUUCAGCCUUGUCUUUGUCCUGUUUCGACGCCGUGGGAGCACCGACAGUGCCAAUGGCAGCGCUAGCUCAGCCUCUCCGAUCUUUGCGCCAUCCACACCUCGACGACGCAUGAUUUCAACCGCAAUUCUUCUUUUAUUGGUGGCAACAUUUAUUCCGUACCAGUUCGCCUAUCUCGUUGCUUGUCUGGUACAGCUCUUCACAUCUGUCAGAGCACUCCGUUUGAGUACUAUCACGCCUUCCACAUCCAAUGUCAACUACUACCACUAUACACACUCGAUUCUUCUGUUGAUGAUGUGGGUUCUCCCCAUCAAUUUGCCCAUUCUGGCCGUGUGGGUGCGGAAUUUGGCGGUGCACUGGCUUACACCCUUUUCCUCGCACCACAAUGUACUCUCCAUCACGCCCUUUAUUCUCUUGGUCGAGAACAUGACGACUGGCCGUAUGGUUCCGCAAAUAUCAAGCUGGUUGCGACACGUCACGAGCAUACUCUUGUUCACCACUGCGCUGUGCGCCGCCAUAUACGGCGUUUCCCAUGCCUACCUAUUGCAUUAUUUGGUCAAUAUUAUCGCUGCCUGGCUCGUCAUCCUUCACGCUACUUCGACAUCGUGGUCUGUCAGUAACCUUGGCGCCAUGUUCGAAGGAAAUGCAAAUGAAGGUAGAACGGACGGCAAGGCAUCAUAA